Vigna umbellata (rice bean) is the source of this 561-nucleotide messenger RNA. RefSeq names its product late embryogenesis abundant protein At1g64065-like. Lineage: Eukaryota; Viridiplantae; Streptophyta; Magnoliopsida; Fabales; Fabaceae. The record is from RefSeq and is a predicted model, not a curated record. Gene Ontology annotation, biological process: defense response to other organism.
AUGGCUAACAAAGGUCUCAAGAUUUGCUUGGUCUUGUCUUUCUUAUUCCUGAUCAUUCUUACAGCUGUCGUUGUAACCUUAUUUUUAACAAUUUUCAAACCCAAGGAUCCUAACAUCACGGUCCGACCUGUUGGUCUUGAAAACUUUAACUUGUCCCUUUUGACCAAUUUGACUGCAAAUGUGAGUCUGGGAAUGGUGAUCACUAUGGAGAAUCCAAACUAUGGUAGCUUUGAAUACCCCAAAGCCACUGGUUAUGUGAAUUUUGAUGAUAGCAUUGUGGGUGAAGUUCCGAUAGAGGGAGAGUUAGUGCCAGCACGUGACCAGAUUGCUGUGAACACGUGGGCCAAUUUCAUGGUAGAAAAGUUGGUCACUGAUACCAAAUUUUGGAAUGAUGUUCUAAGUGGAUCGCUGAAUUUCACAUCAACAGCUGCACUGCCAGGGAAAGUUCAUAUGUUCAAGAUUUUGAAGUUGAAAGCCACUGUUUAUACCACUUGUGACUUCUCCAUUAACAUAACUUCUAGGAAUGUUGAUAACAAAUGCUUUUCCAAAAUCAAGUUUUGA